CUCCAGAUCAAACACACUGUGACCGAGGCCGAGAUCCAGAAGCUCAAAAACAAGUUGGCGUCAGUGGAGAGGGAGAAGCAGCGCUGGGAGAAGGAGAAGACCCAGCUGAAGGCUAGCAUUGAGGAGAACAAGGAGAGGAUGUUGAAGCUGGAGAGCUACUGGAUUGAAGCGCAGACCCUCUGCCACACGGUCAACGAACACCUGAAGGAGGCCCAGGCACAGUACCAAGCUCUAGAGAAGAAGUACAACAAAGCCAAGAAACUCAUCAAAGACUUCCAGCAGAAAGAGGUGGAGUUUAUCCAGAAGGAGGAUGCGGAGAGGAGGCGGCUGGAGGAGGCUGAGAAAGCCCACCUGGCUGAGAUCCAGGGACUGCAAGUCAGGAUUGCAACUUUAGAGUCGGAGCUAAUGCAGCUGAUGAAGCAGAACGGCAUCCAGGUCAACAACAACAACAGCAACAGUGCUGAGAGGCUCAGCGUUCCGCAGCACAGCCCUAAAAGGGCUGCAGCACAAGCCAUAGACCUGAGGGACAGCUCUCCCCACUCACCAAGUAAAAAGAAAAGCUACAGAGGAGUCGCCCGAGAAAGCUUCAGCUCCACAGAGGGAGAGGUCUUGGAGGGGCAUGGCAGUCCAACCCACAGUCGUUCUGGUUCGAUCCGUAGCGCGGCUUCCUGUGAUGGAGGAGCUGCAGUCCUCAGGGGCCUUGGCAGUGCAGAAAGCUCCCCCAGACGAACACUGCCCUCACCGUCAUUAGCAGGAGCCCUCCAGGACGGUUCUGAGCCUCCUGCACUGUCGAGCCCCUCUCACAGUCUGGAGGAACACAGACAUGUUCUGGACCCUGGGUCCUCCCUCAGGAAAACUAAAGUGAAGGACAAAGAUCCCAGAGCUUCACCUGGAAACAGCUCCAUAGAGCCGUCAACAGAGGACAGUCCAGAAAAACUCAAGGCCAAGUUACAUGAGACCUCCCUUACGUGGCCCCACUUCUUCUCAUAUUCAUAUUACUUGGGACCCACUUUGAAUGAUGAUCUGAGUGCCAGCAGCAGCAGCUCAGUGGAGAUCAGCGGCCUGCUGAGUGAAGCCAAGAUGUCGGGACGCUCACACGCCCUCGUGCUCUCUUCAGACGAGAGUCUGGAUAUGAUAGACGAUGAGAUCCUGGACGAGGGACAGUUUCUGAAGCAGCAUCAGUGGCAGAACCGCAGCAUACCAGAGUGGACCUCCCAGCAAGUGGCCCGCUGGCUCAUGGGCCUCAACUUGGAGCACCAUAUCCCAGAAUUCACUGCCCAAAACAUAGAUGGAGAACAACUGCUUCAGCUGGAGAGCGCUGAGCUCAAGGCCCUUGGAGUUGCUUCUUCCCAGGACCGUGCCCUGAUCAAGAAAAAGAUCAAAGACCUUAAAGUUCUGAUGGAGAAGGCCAAGAGGAACCGAGAGAAAGUGGAGAAACAGCGUGAGAAGCUACGGAAGAGAGAGCUGGAGCAGCAGAAAGAGGCGCGCAAAGAAAGCGCGGCAUAGUGAGUGAAUUGUUAGAUCACCUCCCGCUUUACUGUAGCACCACACCAAGUAGCAUCUUGCGGAACAGAAAUUCAGUGAGCCCUGAGGGACGCCUACUGGGUAGUUCAAUAGUUGUCAGUGGUGGAGCUACACAACCAACUGUUGGAGAUUGCUGAUUGACUUUUUCACCAAGCAGAUUAAACCAAAAUGAGCAGAUGGGUAAUAGGAUGCUGACCCAUUAAUUUGCCUCAUUUUACACCCAUCCCGUGUUUUUAGCCAAUUAAGAAUUUAUUCAGUUGUAUUUAUUUUGCUGUUUAUAGCUGUAAAUUGGGUUUAUUUAUUCAUAUCCGGAAUAAGUCUGUGAAAAGUCAACCUCAUCCUCAUCCCGUAUCAUCUUCAGAGCCGUCUGUGUUACCAUCACAGGACAUUUACAGGACAUGACGACCAUGUACAUGUACAGUGAUAAAUACAGAUACAAAUAUGUCUGAUGUGCCAUUUUGAUAGAAUUAUGUGUAACCUGUUCACAGACAUAAAUCGCGUUAUUUCUUUGACGAAGCACAUACAGGUCAGGCCUGUGUGGUGGACUAAAUGAGGCAGUACUCAUAUCCCACCACUGGGUGUCACCAUGCUGCUUACUUUCACUACUGAAGAAGUAAACACUGGAACUGAAGUGGGAACCGACUUUCAUUGGGAGAAACAAACUCUCUCAGUACUUGCAAGAACACUGGAAGUGCAAACACUGUAAAUGUAACCUUACUGGCUUGUCCAAUGCUCCUUACAGUAUACAUGUACCAUGUACCAUACUAAGCAGUUGACAAAGUAUGAAUGAAGACAAGGACAUACUGUAUUCGCUGGACUAGUUCUAAUGGGGACUUCAGGUACAAUGUAAUCAUGAAAUUUGUAACUUACCAAACCCAUACCACAAAAACAAAAAAGUUAAAAUGACACUUCCUGCUUAUAUGCAUAAUGUUGCUUUGACUUCGCUUGUAACCUGCUUUUGACCUCUUUUUUUAUAUUCUCUCUCAAUAACAAAGUAAUACCCCGCUGCUGCCUUUAGAAAUUCUAUAGUAGUAGAAUUUUUCUGAACUCUGCCCGCUUCUGUGUGAGUGUCAAAACACAUACAGUAGACAUUUCUAAUUUUGUUUUGUUUUUUCAUAACAAUUACAGGUCAAAGUUCACCGUGCAAAUUACUUUGGAAUAUCCUGAAUAAUGUGUAGGAAUGCUGCCAUAUACAUAAGGACAGAGUCCAGAAAUUGUCUUAUUAAAGAUUAUUGUACCUGAUACUACUGAUGUUACACUGGAAUUUGCAUCUGAUAGAUGCAAUAUAGUUAAGAUUUUCUUAUGAAGCUUCAGUAAGACACAUUUUGAUUUACUUGUUAGAUUAAAAAAAAAACAUUUUGAAAUUAUUUUGACACAUGCAUUUUAUGCAAUUCUUGUUUUAGGAUUAUGAAGCUCACUGAGAGACAUGUUCCCUGUGUUACUUCUUUAUCAUUCCCAAGAAUCAUUCCGUAGGUUUACAUUAAAUAUAGACACCAGUGUCACCGUCAGAGAUAUAGGCAGCUGUGGUUACGAUUUCCUUUCGUCUUAAGGGCCCUGCCUGGUGCACUGUUAACAGGUUGAGAACAAGAAUAAUAAUAAUGGGGGUUACAGAUACCUCCAUGCAGUGCCACAGUAAUACAGGUGUCACUGAUCUGAUAAUGCUAUUAUUUAUUUAUUUCUGUAUUUAAUGAAGCAACUGACCACUGUUUAUGAUAACUUAUACAAAAAUAAGAGUAUUAUUAACACUUAAUAAUGAUUUAUCCAGAAUUGUAUGAUUACUUCCUAUUGCCAAAACAUAAUUAAAACUGUUCAUUAAAAAUUAUUUAGAUUCAAAUGGUUGUUAUCAAAUGAAGGAUUCAAAGCUUGGAAAUGCAAAGCGAGAAGACAACACAGUAAUGCUCUCCCAUCGUGCUUGCGGUUUUCCUCUAAUUCAACCGUAGUGCUGCUCCAGUGCUACUCCAAUGAAUCAUGAUGUGUUCUUAUGACAUAUUUUGUAACACCUGAACCUUUCUGUGAAUACCGCCCUCCUCUGUCAAGUCGGUCAGCUGACUGCACUCUUUUGACUCUUUUGUAUGUAUAGUAAAACACUGAGAGCAAUACGCUGUAAGAAUCCUAAA
This is a messenger RNA of Micropterus salmoides (largemouth bass), 3641 nucleotides long. Its product is annotated as neurabin-1-like. Gene Ontology annotation, cellular component: actin cytoskeleton; postsynaptic density; dendrite. Gene Ontology annotation, molecular function: actin filament binding. The record is from RefSeq and is a predicted model, not a curated record. Lineage: Eukaryota; Metazoa; Chordata; Actinopteri; Centrarchiformes; Centrarchidae. Gene Ontology annotation, biological process: neuron projection development; calcium-mediated signaling; actin filament organization.